This is a messenger RNA of Nicrophorus vespilloides, 2814 nucleotides long. Its product is annotated as UPF0518 protein AGAP011705. NCBI's taxonomy places the organism in Eukaryota, Metazoa, Arthropoda, Insecta, Coleoptera, Silphidae. The record is from RefSeq and is a predicted model, not a curated record.
UGGAUCUCUACUGUCCAGUGUAUGGUUUAUUUUGUCUGCAGGACUAUUUAAUAUGGAAUAUUGGGAGGCUCUCUGAUUAAGAAUGGAGUGGAUUAUCAGCAAUAGCUUUAUAGGAUCAGGCAGGCAGCAGAGGGCCUUGGUGAGCACAGAGGAGGAAUGUGAUCCAACUGCCUGCUAUGACAGUUUCCGACAGCAUUGGCAGCAGGCAUUGAAAAUCAUAAAAAGGAAUCAGCAACUGCCUAGCCAAGAUGAUGUUUUGGGCAUUGUCAAUAACCUGGAGCAAAUGGUGUCCUUGCUCCUGUAUGAUCUGAAGAAAGUUGACCAAAUGACGUUACCAAUUUCUACAACUUCUCAGUGCUUAGAUUACUUGAUGACAGAGAACAUUUUGAAUCAGUUGUUUGAAUGGGGAAUUCGAACAGGGAAAUAUGCACAUGCUGUUAAAUUGGAACAAUUGAAAUUGUAUGAGAUGCUGGUGAAGGAAUCCAGACAUCUUCUGUUAAUGCAUGAACCAUUUCUGCAGCCACUGAUGAAGUUGUUGCACUCUUGUCAGAAUGAGUUGUUUCCAAAGCAAAUUGAAAAGCACCUAGUUACUUUGUUAUACCAAUUAUGUAUAGUGUUAAUGCAAAAUAUUGACUUAGUUGAUUUAUUUUUUCCUAAACACAUUGAGAAACCAAAGUUUAUAAUAUUUGCAUUGUUGAUACCAUUUAUGCAUCGAGAAGACAACAUUGGGAUGCAGGCGCGUGAUUCCUUGUUGCUGUGCAUGUCUUUGUCGAAGAAGAACAGCAAUAUUAGGGAAUACAUUUUGGAGCAUUCGAACGUUGUUGUAAUGUUAACCUCCGGUUUGGGGGGACUUUAUUCGGCUUUGCCGCAUAUUCUGGAUGGUGCUGUGCCUGAUUGGCACCGGUUAACCCAAGACGACGUGAACGAAAUCAAAGAUUUAUCGACGUUCGUAACGUCCUUGGAAUUUAGCAAUAAUGUAAGCCAAAUGGCUGAUCCACUUAUAAUCAAACAACUGCAGGAGUUCAUCUACAUGGGCUUCCUAAUCCCGGUGCUUGGUCCAGCGCUCCUGCAGAAUUCAGUAGACGAACAAAUUGCCGUCAUGGCAUACCUAGAGCGCAUAUUACGUACUGUCACAAACCCAGGUUUGUUGCAUCCGGUGUUAAGGUUCUUAUUAACUGUAGAAUACGAUGGGCAAAGGUUAUUAGAUAUAUUAAUGAAAAGGAUUCGGUCUACGGAUCCGCAACUUAGUUUAGUCUCGUUAGCACUGUUUGAAACGCUAAUCGAUUUGAAUUGUGAGGAUGUCAUGUUGAAACUAGUCUUCCAUCACUUGCAACCUUGUCUGCACUUAAUGAUUUCACAACGAAAGCUUACGUUCCCUCUGGAUCCACACUGCCAGAGCUCAGAAAAGUUCCUAAACUUGUCGCCCAUGUGCUGCGAAGAUAUCUUGCUCACACCCAACAUCGAUGGGCGUCCCGUCAAUUGGAAUCACUAUGGUGGCCAAACUAGUCUCUAUGGCAAUUACCAUGCAUACCUCUGCGACGCCAAAAACAAAAUCAACGGCUGCCAGAUGGCUUGCACCGCUUGGACACAUUCGUACACGGGCUGCGAAAAUUUAGAAAAUUCUGAGGAAAAUUCGACGAGUUUGCCGUCUUUGGGUGAAAGCAGUGGUUACGAAAGUUUAAAGGUAAAAUUGGAGAGUCAUUUUGAGGAUAACAGCUCGACGCCUGUUUGGCAAAUUUCGCAGAACGAACAAAUCAAAAACGGAAUGAAUAUGAGUAACCAAGUAUUCGCCGACAUCGAUUCCGGCACAGCCGGACCUUUCCUGACAAUCAUCUUGGAACAACUGAAAAACAUGCUGACGAACUCGCUCUACAUCAAUCUGCACCUGACCGGGCUCAUAUCGAGAUUAGCAGUUUAUCCGCAACCCCUACUUCGAACUUACUUGCUUGACCAUAGCCUAGUUCUUCAACCAAAUGUGCCAUCACUAUUUCAGAUUUUAGGAUCGCUGAAGCAGAAAAUUGAUGAGUUCAUGAGUAAGCAGCCUGAGAAAGUUCAAUUGAUCCAUCAAGCCAGACAUUUCCUCGUGGAACGGGAGACGCGCCUUGUACAAGCUAAAAAAGUGGCUUUGGACAGAUCGAAUUCCAUAAGUUCGACGACAACGAGCAACGACGACCAGCCCUUCCAGAGGAACGGUUCCCGCAGGAGCUUGACCCAAACGAUUUCGAGCAUGUUUGGCAAACGGCAAAGCACGAGCCAAGAGACCAGUAUCCAGCUAGUACAACAAACUGAUGAAAGCAAGAGCGUCAUCUAUCCGAAAUUUAAUGACGCUCAGCGAGUCGCUGUGUGCGCAGUCCUUUUAGAUGAGUGGGUCAAGGAACUCGCAGCUCUAGCUCAAGAACACGCCAUUAGCCAAUUAGCAAUUCUAUUAAAGUAAAACGAGUAUCUAAAGUCUAAGGACACUCUCUUCUCGCGAACAGUGCAAUGAUUAUUUAUCGGAGAGGGUAGCCUUGAUCCUUAACCUUUUGAUGCAAGUCGAACUACGAGUUUAGAAUGUAUACAGUGUAACUAACGCUUUUCCUCCUGUGAUCAAUGAGUUGUAUGAAGGAAAAAGAAGUGUGUCUUAAAGAUUAGACACUUGUCGGUCUGCCAAAUUUGAAAAAUCCGACCAAUUUAACCACUUUUGAUGUACAAAACUUAUUCUCUUCUGUUUUGUAUAACUUAUUUUAACCUUAUUAUUUUUAUUGUACACAAAAUUUAUCUGUGAUCUCUUUUAUGUGUAUGAAAGUAAAAUGAAAAACAUAACGAUUAUAAUAU